AAAACUCGCUUUAAAGCCACAGCUCUUCCUCCGGUCUGUGUUCCUCGUCGUCUCUUUCGAUCAAUCUCCAAGGCGGCUCUUCUUAGUCUCUUCGUUUCUUUCUACAAGGUUUGUUUCCCAGUGAAUCAGAAUGGGUAAGGAAAAGGUUCACAUUAACAUCGUGGUCAUCGGCCACGUCGACUCUGGUAAGUCGACCACCACCGGUCACUUGAUCUACAAGCUCGGUGGUAUCGACAAGCGUGUGAUCGAGAGGUUCGAGAAGGAAGCUGCUGAGAUGAACAAGAGGUCGUUCAAGUAUGCUUGGGUGCUUGACAAGCUCAAGGCCGAGCGUGAGCGUGGUAUUACCAUCGAUAUCGCCUUGUGGAAGUUCGAGACCACCAAGUACUACUGCACUGUGAUCGAUGCUCCUGGACAUCGUGACUUUAUCAAGAACAUGAUCACUGGUACCUCACAGGCUGAUUGUGCUGUCUUGAUUAUUGAUUCCACCACUGGUGGUUUCGAGGCUGGUACUAAGGACGGUCAGACUCGUGAGCACGCUUUGCUUGCCUUUACCCUUGGUGUCAAGCAAAUGAUAUGCUGCUGCAACAAGAUGGAUGCCACUACCCCUAAGUACUCCAAGGCUAGGUAUGAUGAAAUUGUGAAGGAAGUCUCUUCUUACUUGAAGAAGGUGGGUUACAACCCAGAUAAAAUUCCAUUUGUUCCCAUUUCUGGUUUCGAGGGUGACAACAUGAUUGAGAGGUCUACCAACCUUGACUGGUACAAGGGCCCUACUCUUCUUGACGCUCUUGAUCAGAUCAAUGAGCCCAAGAGGCCCUCCGACAAGCCCCUCCGUCUCCCACUUCAGGAUGUGUACAAGAUCGGUGGUAUUGGAACUGUCCCAGGUCGUGUUGAGACUGGUAUGUUGAAGCCUGGUAUGGUUGUGACCUUUGGUCCUUCUGGUCUGACCACUGAAGUUAAGUCUGUUGAGAUGCACCACGAAGCUCUCCAGGAGGCUCUCCCUGGUGACAAUGUAGGGUUCAAUGUGAAGAAUGUUGCUGUUAAGGAUCUCAAGCGUGGUUUCGUUGCUUCUAACUCCAAGGAUGAUCCUGCCAAGGAAGCUGCCAGCUUCACCUCUCAGGUCAUCAUCAUGAACCACCCCGGCCAGAUUGGUAAUGGUUAUGCCCCGGUCCUGGACUGUCACACCUCCCACAUUGCUGUCAAGUUUGCUGAGUUGCUGACCAAGAUUGACAGGCGAUCUGGCAAGGAGCUUGAGAAGGAACCCAUCUUGAAGAAUGGUGAUGCCGGUAUGGUGAAGAGUCCAACCAAGCCCAUGGUUGUGGAGACUUUCUCUGAGUAUCCGCCUCUGGGACGUUUUGCUGUGAGGGACAUGCGGCAGACUGUGGCUGUUGGUGAUAAGAAUGUUGAGAAGAAGGAUCCAACAGGUGCCAAGGUCACCAAGUCCGCAGCUAAGAAGGGUGGAAAGUGAACAAUGCAGCAGCUAUAUUCUCUUGCCGAUUGGGCGCAAGGAGUGUUCUAUCCUGGUUAUAGUUUAAAGAAACUGGUUAAUCUCAGUCUUUCAAAAGUUUUGCAUGUCGUUAUAUGUAUUUUCUUGCCUUUGAAUUUGAGUAGCAAUUUUCAGAAUUGGGUACUCGAUAGGCGGUGGCAUUCUUAGCUUUUUCGUUUUGCCUGUUUUGUGGAGGAUUAAAAAUUGAGAUGCUUUGGUUUGCGGAACUAUAAUUAAUAUUUUGUUCUCUUUCUAUGCCUGUUCGUGCCUGACGUUCUUGUUCUGUUUAGGGUUCUUUGAAUCUCUGUUGAACUAUCAUUUUGUACGCUGAUUUGGUUCUUCUGUCCGAAUCUAAUAAAAUAUGCAUUACAUU
Molecule: messenger RNA, 1856 nt
Organism: Theobroma umbraticum
Lineage: Eukaryota; Viridiplantae; Streptophyta; Magnoliopsida; Malvales; Malvaceae
Product: elongation factor 1-alpha-like
Biological process (GO): translational elongation
Molecular function (GO): translation elongation factor activity; GTP binding; GTPase activity
Source: RefSeq, a predicted model, not a curated record